AGCAGCUCGGCUGCUGCCUGCAAUCCAACAUGGAGUAGAGAGAGAUGGGGCUCUAGCGGGGCCACCCCUCGGUAACAACAGCGACGACGCGCUUUUUACGCACAACUGGAACCGGAGUCGUCGGUGAAAACAUGCGCCUUAGGACUUAAAAACGGAGUGUGUGCCUUGCGUGUCCGUGUGUGUGCGUGCGUGUGUGUGUGUGUUUGGGGAAGGGGGGGGGAGCGAGGAGAAGAGAAGAGCUGGAUUCGGCUACUAAACUGUCUGUAUAGGCUUCGUUACCUACUGAAGGCGAUGGGGGGAUUAAAGUUGUAGGACAGGGGAAGCAUUUGCGAUCCAGAAGGAGGCUGGGUGGCUCCGGUGGGGGGAAGAAAAAGUGAGGAAAAAGAAGACGGAGGCUCAGCCAGGCGAAGGCUCAGCCAGAGAGCCGACACUCGCACAAAGGCGCAGGGGGGAUUUAUGCGGAAUUGGAGACAGAAUCGGAGGAGCCGCGGUGAAAGAAUGACGAGCGAAAAGUAUGCAACCGCCGUGGUACAUUACCUGAGGUGAAACGAGAAAAUGAUAGAAGAAACACACCCAAACGAUGACAGCUACAUCGUGCGUGUGAAAGCGGUGGUGAUGACGCGGGACGACUCGAGUGGGGGCUGGCUGGCCCAGGACGGGGGAGCUCUGAGCCGGGUCGGCGUGUGCCGCCUCCUGCCGCCUGAGCUGGCCCCCGCGCCGGCCUCCAGCUACUCCCAGUUCCUCAUCCGCGGUGAGCGGCUGCGGGACAAACAGGUGAUCCUGGACUGUCCGCUGAGGAAGGACCUCGUGUACACCAUAGCGACGCCCACGUUUCACCAUUGGAAAGUGGAGGACAGGAAGUGUGGGCUGUCCUUCCAGAGUCCAGCUGACGCCAGAGCGUUCGACAGGGGGGUACGGAAAGCCAUCGAGGACCUGGCUGAAGGCUCCACCACCUCCUCCACAGCACUCCAGAACGAGGGCGAGCUGGGUGACGACGACGUCUUUACAAACACCACAGACAGCUCAUCCAACUCCUCCCAGAAACUGGAGAGCUCUCUGCAGCAGCUCGAGUCCUCGCCCCUUCCGCAGAGACACAAGUGCGUGCUGGGACAUCGCCACGACCUCCACGACCCCUACCGGCUCUCAGACCACUACUUCAUGGACCAGCCAUUGUCUCGGCUUCCCCGUCAUGUCACCUUCCAGGAAGACGAGGAAAUCGUCCGCAUCAACCCUCGAGAGCGCAGCUGGGAGCGAACUACCGAGCGCCUUCAUGGACGCGCGUCAGAUCGCUCCUGGCUCACGGGCUACGAGGACUACCGCCACGCCACUGUGCGGGACAAGUUCAUCCAAAUGGACGACAAUGAGUCCUACGUCCACUUUGCCAAGACGGAGGCACAGAAGCACGACUACACCUACCCCUUGGCGCCGGCCCUGUCGCCCUCAGACUCUGACCCCGCCCUCGGACCCUUGGUAAAUAAGGGCCACGGCGGCUCGUAUCGCCAAGGCUUCUCCUCUGUGGUCUCCUCCCAGCCCCGCUCCUUCCUCCCCAGUUCCUCCCCGUCCACCAACGGGGGGAAAGGGCGGAAAGAGGACGGGGUGGAGCGCGCUCAGUGCGAGCACUGCGGGGAGGCCUUUUACAUCUCCGACAACAGGAGAGGCCGGUGCCAGGAUGCGCCGGACCCUGUGCGGGCGUGCAUCCAGCGGGUCAGCUGCAUGUGGCUGGCAGACACCAUGCUCUACCACUGCAUGUCAGACCCAGAGGGGGACUACUCAGACCCCUGCUCCUGUGACGGGGGCGAGGGCAGCGGGGGAGGCCGGCUCGGCUCGCGCUGGUUAGCUCUGCUCGGCUUGUCUCUGGUGGCGCCGUGCCUCUGCCUCUACCCGCCUCUCCACGCUUGCCACCGGGCGGGGCUCAGGUGCGGCUGCUGCGGGGGCCGACACAAGGCCGCGAGCUGAGCGGCCGCGUUCGGGGGGGGGGGAGAAACCUCUCGGAGGAAAACGGCAAAAAAACAAACCUAAACCCAACGCAAGCACAGGGAAAGGGAAGGAUGGGGAAACACACAGAGGGGACAUGUGGUCGCGGCUGCUCGCUCUCUUGCCUUGGUUUCUCUGGGUUUCUCUACAAAUUCCAGACACUGAAAUAAGCCAAAAAAAAAAAAAAAAAACACAGUUGGUGCAUUUUCUGAACGGCCUGGGAAGAUAAGCUCCCCCUUACGGCAGACAGUUCUCUCAGCUCUCCACGUGGCCAUUUCAUGCUCUGUUUCUAGUGAGAGAGCACUCUUUUUCAGGGGGCCUUUUUUUUUUUUUAUAGCUGACCUAUAUGUCAUGUAUCACAUAUGCAGGUACUUUAUACUUUGUACACUGACUCGGCGUCAAAGAACUUGAAAUUGUUCCUCUGUUCUAUUUUUUUUUUCUCUCUCUCUCCUUUCGUUGUACGCGCGGCCAUUUUGUUUAUAUUCCAAUAUCAGGCCCGCUCAGCUCGACUCCAGCUACAAGAGAAAUCAGACACUACACCUCUCUGCGUGUGUGUGACGAGUGUGUGUGUGUGUGUGUGUGUGGAUGGUAUAUGUGCAUGCCUACAAAGUGCGCCGAGGUCUUUUGUUGUCUGUACCGCAGCUUAUAGUAAAGCUAAUGUAUAUAGUCCACAUAGCUCUCCAGCAUCGACAUCUUCUUUGCUCACUGAAACAAACGUGGUACUCACCUUAAUCUUCUUCUAAUAAUCCCAAAGAUUCGUGUUUUUAUCCUAUUUAUUUUCUCACUGAAUUAACCUACCAGCAAACAGGGCUGCGAUUUACUCUCUCGAUGAGGCGGCGCUCGAGCACCUCGUCUCCCAGCUCCUCUUCACGUUAUUUCAAACAGUGCCUAAACUACCACCUGAAGCAGGAACCUGUCCAGAAUCCCAGUCAGUUUUUUUUUUUCAGAGGGGGGUGUAUUUUACUUAACAUGCGCCCAAAGUGGUGUGAGAGUUUAUGGCUCUGAUUUCCUCAUUUUAAGGACUGAAAAAAUCAAUCAGAGAUACCGUUAACGUCUGAGCCCGUUAUGCCUUAAAAUGUUUCUAACUCCUAACGUCGCCCUCCACCCACCCGGUCCCUCUGAAGAUGUCUGCGCUAAGGAAACGUGUGACUGCAGUUACGGCCCUGAAGCAAUCAGCCUCAACACCCACUCUUCUAAACUUAGUUUAAACUAUUUUUGUAAAGAAAAUAACUCAUGUCAAGUGUUUAAACUAAGGACUCUAGUUUGCUUGCGAUGUACAAUCAGCUCCCCUCUUUGAGCCGACUCCCUCUCCAGUGGAGCGCCGGUCACAUACGUGGAAACUGUUCGAUGCUUCUUCAAAACAUGUAUAGGUCUCAGAAUCUUGUUAUUAUAGUGAAAAUUAGUAUGAAGACUUUUUUUCUGUCACUGCAUCAACGUAGUGAGUCGAAUUUCAGAAUUAUCUGUAAAAGUGAAGCCGACGUGUUAGUCGUUAGGAGACAUUUUGGGAAAUACUUUGCUUUUUUUCAGAAGAUUGAUAUUACCGUCACGUUUGUGUGUUUAAAUAUGAAGCUAACCUCGAGCUAGCAGGCAGUUAGCUUAGCUUAGCAUUCACAAAGCUAGCCUGGCUCCUUCCAGAGGUAGCAGAAUCCACCAACCAGCACUUCUACAGCUCAUUAACUAACUUAUUUAAGACCUUUGUUUAAAAAAAAAAAGUUUUAAAAGUAGACAAUUUGUGUUUUUUAGGGGGUUUUGUGCUGGACUGUUUCUUGUCCGGAUGCAGUGACUUCCUGGAAUCUCUUCUGGAUAGAAAAUGUUUUGUUUUACCUUUUAACAGAAGUAUUUCCCAAAGUGUCAAACUAUAUAACAAACUCGGACAUUAACACGAGAGAAAACUUUUCUAGUUUGUGACUGGCGUGCUCUAUUCCUCCGUCCUACAGCAUCUUUUUCCCUCCGUGCCAGAUUUGAUCAUCAUGCCCACAAAGAAUAACACCAGAUGUUCAACAACAGCUCGGUUGAAUUAAUUCAGUCGUUAUUACGACCCACAUGUCCAUGGAAAAGUCGGGUGAAGUUUUCGUAGUCCACAAAACAUUUCUGGAGCUCGACAUCAAAACUGUGUUGCAGAAUUCUCCUAAAAACUUUUAAAUUUACUUAUUUCAAGACCCCGUCUAAAGUGUGAUUACACCGGAGGAGCUGUAUGAAGCUAUUUUAAGUUUUAUUUCAGUUGUUUUUACAUGUUUUGUGACAAAUCUCCAGCCAGACACUCAAAAAAUGCAGUGCGAAACUUCACUGGUCUUUCUGUCGGCAUGGGAAUAAUUAAAUGGUGACUGAGCGUCCAUUUUUGGGUGGACAUGUCCUUUAAUGAGAUAGAAACUGUUAACGUUUGGUCAUUGAGGUCACGCUGGGUGUGUCGAUGAACAAACAUCCGGCGAGGGAGGAAAACAAAAACCUCUGUCCUUUCCUGCCCGUGUCACCUGGCGUUUAAGUGACACUCGAGCCAGCCAAUCACGCCCCCACACUGACAGCACAACACUAAACCGACGACCGCUCGGGUGCUUUUUCUUUUUUCUUUUUUUUUUUUUUGUUCUCGUCUAAGCCUGGUUUGAUGGCAGCGUUGGGGAUGUGACCGGUAACACAAUGAGCUUUUUUCAGAAGUACAAAAGAAACAAAAAGCAGGACAUCAGUGAGGUCCCUUUGGAAGAGAAACGGGAGUCUGAAAAACAGCCGAAAUCCCGGAGACAAACAUCCAUCCCCGAUUGUUUUGCCAAGGAAAUGUCACUAACUGUAGUUGAAAUGCAGAAUGCCUGAGGAUGUCCUUCUUCCUUCCCUGGUUGUGUCUGUUUCAUACAUCCUGUCCUCUGUCCCAGUACGUCCUUGGUGUGUGUGUGUGUGUGUGUGUGUGUGUGUGUGUGUUUAUCCCACAUCCCUUUCCCCUCUCCUCCUGCUCCUUGAUCCGACGCGACUUGGAUCGGCUGAAUAUGCUAUCACAUACUAACACUGAUCUAUUAUAAUCGGAUCCUUUUUGAUGAUGUGAUGUAUCAGGGACGGGGGCCAAUCAGAUUGGAAAGACUGUGUGUGUGUGUGUGUGUGUGUGUGUGUGUGUGUGUGUGUGUGUGUGUGUGUGUGUGUGUUUGUGAGUCGGCGUCAAAUCUUUUUCUCGUUGUCUGGUGUUUGAGUGUGUUCUCACAUGUCAGAGCCAUUUUACAAGUGCCUGAACGCAUCCUCUUUAUCUCCUUGUGUAUUUAAAAUUGAUUAAAAAUUAAAGAAGACUCCCUGUAAUGAAUUAGACCCAUUUUUUACGCUUAGUAUUUUUACCUCUGUAAAAAAAAAAAGAGCAAAAAUUAUAUUAUAUAUAUCAAGUGUAUGUUGUACAUUUUUAUUUCUAUUUUUGUUUUUUUUUAAAUAACUGUUUCUAACAUGUACGAUGGAUGUAGCUCUUGCUUUCGAGAAGGAACAGGAAGUACUUUGUAGAUACUGAAGGGUGGGUCAGGUCUGUGAGAAAACUAAAGUGAAAUGUGUGUCUUACCUUCCGCCUCCAAUAAAACGAGAGAAAACAGUGAAACCA
Molecule: messenger RNA, 5536 nt
Organism: Acanthopagrus latus (yellowfin seabream)
Lineage: Eukaryota; Metazoa; Chordata; Actinopteri; Spariformes; Sparidae
Product: sprouty-related, EVH1 domain-containing protein 2-like
Exons: 6
Coding region: 556-1956 (466 amino acids)
Biological process (GO): multicellular organism development; negative regulation of MAPK cascade
Cellular component (GO): membrane
Molecular function (GO): protein kinase binding
Source: RefSeq, a predicted model, not a curated record